AUGCUGAAGAGGUCUACGCUGACCUCCUUGCCAAUAGUCCAACCGCUGGCAUCACCUCUGUACCUCACUCUUUCACCUUCUCUCAAACGCCGUCCAACAGACCCUUCAACGGAAGACAGCCUCGUUGUCCUGGAUCCAACAGUUUUCAAUCAUCCUAUUCGUCGAGACGUCCUCCAUCUCUGUGUCACUCAUUACCUUGAUUCUCUUCGCCAAGGCUCAGCAAACACAAAGACACGUGGGGAGGUGCGAGGCUCCGGUGCUAAACUCCACCGUCAGAAAGGCACUGGCAGGGCCCGAGUUGGCGACGGCCAAAGUCCUAUACGUGUCGGAGGAGGUGUUGCGUUCGGACCCAAACCACGGGACUUUAGCACAAAACUUCCUCGCAAAGUCAUCGAGAUGGGCAUGCGGGUUGCCUUGAGCGUCAAAAUGAAGGAGCGGCAGGUCGGUAUUAUGGCAUCUCUUGAUUGGCCAAACGCAAAAACGAGAAAUCUGGUACAAAAGAUUGACCUUCUCGGAUUACGCAAGACACUGUUCGUUACAGGAGAAGGAGUUGUCCCAGCUGGUUUGAAGCAAGCUAUGGCCAAUAUUCCGCUCGUUCAGGUUAUCACAGCGGACGAAGUCAAUGUCUACGAAAUCAUGAAGUGGCAAAGAUUGGUUCUCGAUGUUAAAGCGGUAGAAUUUUUCGAGAGGACGCUCAAGAAAGACGUUCCGAUAGCCGCGAUACCAUUGCUGCAUAGCCCCCAAGCGGAGAACUCCACUUGA
This is a messenger RNA of Laccaria bicolor S238N-H82, 762 nucleotides long. Its product is annotated as mitochondrial 54S ribosomal protein YmL6. Gene Ontology annotation, cellular component: ribosome. The record is from RefSeq and is a predicted model, not a curated record. NCBI's taxonomy places the organism in Eukaryota, Fungi, Basidiomycota, Agaricomycetes, Agaricales, Hydnangiaceae. The coding region runs from base 1 to 762 and encodes 253 amino acids. The transcript has a single exon. Gene Ontology annotation, molecular function: structural constituent of ribosome. Gene Ontology annotation, biological process: translation.